Molecule: messenger RNA, 303 nt
Organism: Colletotrichum costaricense
Lineage: Eukaryota; Fungi; Ascomycota; Sordariomycetes; Glomerellales; Glomerellaceae
Exons: 1
Coding region: 1-303 (100 amino acids)
Source: RefSeq, a predicted model, not a curated record
AUGGAAGGUGACGGCCACAUCAAGCAGCCCUUCUCUUUGCUGACCAUCACCUUAUUUUUGCUUUGCGAUGAAUCAUUGUCGCUACAUUUCCAAGGAGUUCCAUCUUUUGCUUGGAAGAACAAUUACAAUCUGAUAAAUUGGCACCAGACAAGCGGCCAACUCUGCUUAAGUACUGAAACUACAAUCUGUCCACAGGUUGUGGCUCACGGGCGAGGGAGGAGCACAAAUCAUGGUCUGUACCUGCCUAACUCAAGUUACACAAAUAGACAGGACAAGAAUGGGAAGCUACAUAGAAACAAGUAG